AUGACUGCUCUUAAUCUUGAUAGCGGAGCCCAAGCGAGCCAAACUCCCAUCGUCGACCAGCAGCACGUUUCCUCGCAAACUCUCAAAUUUGAGAUCCCUGAACACUAUCGCGAUUUCUUACCCUUUGCCCGCCUGCCACCGGAAAUACGAGCGCAGAUAUGGCAAAAUACCCUCGAUACCCCGGGAAUCCACUUCCUCAAGAUCAGCCCCGAAACAGGCACUAGAAGAUGGUGGAUGAAAGAGUCGUAUCAUCCGGCUGCCUCUGAAGACGAAGAAACUGAUCCUAUGACGCUGGAAGUCAAAAACGAAAAGCUUCAGCCUCCCAUGCCUCCCAUGCAGGCAACAUUGGAGCCUCUUUGCCCCACUAAAGCCGAUAUCUCCCAUUAUACCACCUUGCACAAGCAGAUCGCCAAAUUGACUGUCACGUGCAAUGAAUCUGCCUCUAUAGCAAGAAGCCUAGUAAAUCGAUCAACGGCCUUUCGUUUGCAUUCUGGAAGGCUUGUGAGCCUCAACCGGUCAGAUGUUAUCUACCUAGAAUACCUCCCUUGCGAUUGCUACGAAAACGAAAUCUGCUUCACCAAGGCUCUGAAUUGCCCGAGGCUGGAUCAGAUACGCAAGGUCGCUAUGAGGUAUUGCCAUAAAUGGAAUGAGCGAAAAGUGCAACAACGAUGCCUCCAUUGUGGUCAGCUUCACGAUAUACCCGGCAACCUCACGUAUCCGAAGCACCUAUACCGAUUUCUGGCACAGUAUCUUCCUAAUUUGGAGGAGUUCUACUUUGUUGACUAUUUGAUCCUACCGAAGUCUCAAACCGCAGCUGGCGCAGACGCUACGGUAGUGGCACGAGGAACCUCCAAAUUCGAGGGUGGAAACAGAAGCUUUUUCGAAGUGGACGACGAGCAAAACUGGAAGAUCAGUUCUCGCGUUCUUGAUUGCAAGUCUUGGUUACAAGGACAAUUUAUCAAGUAUGCCAAAGCGAGUAUACUCAGCAGACACAAGGGACCGGAAGAGGUCAAAUUUGGAGUCCUGGCAUGCCAGUGGCGCAUUGAGCCUCCCGUGGCACCAGUUAAUAAAAAGGGCAGAAAUAAGAAAAGGCCUCGGACACUGCCCCGGGGACCAAGUCUCCCUAUCGCACUGACGUACGAAGUAACAGCCCGUUAUCCGUUCGUCUUCGACGCGUGUGGCAGCAACAGAUACGAAUUCACCUUUUCUAUAACCCUAUGA
Molecule: messenger RNA, 1221 nt
Organism: Fusarium coffeatum
Lineage: Eukaryota; Fungi; Ascomycota; Sordariomycetes; Hypocreales; Nectriaceae
Exons: 1
Coding region: 1-1221 (406 amino acids)
Source: RefSeq, a predicted model, not a curated record